GUGAAUUUUGUUGUCGUAAAAAUGUCAAAAUCUUUAAUCACAAUCUAAUCGAAUUUUGUGAUUUUCACAGAGAAUCAGUCAUUAAAUUGAGACUAUGAUUAGUGAUAUUUGUGCUCUAGUAUAAUAUUUAACAGACGCAAUAUGUGGAAUUUACUGAUAGUAGUGAUUGGUGUUGUUUUGGGCACAAAUGCCAUGCCACCGCCACAGAGCUUGAAAGAUUCCCGGGAUGCCCUUCUCAAUGCGAAACUUCUGCCAGUUUUGGGAGACUGCAGCCGGGAUAGCCCGACAGUUAAGAAGCUCUGUGAUCUGUAUGUGUAUGUCGUGAGGAAUGACACAGCACCGCAAAAUAUGACUCAGGAAUUUGAGACUUUGCUGCAUCACCCGGAAACCGAUGUUAAGGGUUUCUGUGGACGCAUGCUGCAGUACGAAGGGGUGAAGAAUUACCUACCGGCUGAAGGGUCGUGUGAGAAGAGAUGUUCUGAACUCGAUGACCAAGAUAGAGAGUUUACAAAGCCUCUGUGUCGCUUGAUUCUCUGGCGAUUGGAGGCACAAAAAGCUGGGCAGAUUUCUCCACCAGUUGGAGAGAUUGCUGCACCAACUGCCGGGCAGGAGGAAGUCCCGACAGCGGAGAGUGGGAAAGUGGAUUCAACUCCGGGGAUAUCAACGGGUGUGGAGAGCAAAGAGAAAUUACCCUUGCCAAAGGUUUCGACCUUCAAGCCUCCAGUGACACCGCCAGGAUCCGCCAGCAAAGUAGAGAUCCUUCCGGAGAUUCUCCAGAAGCCCUCUUCUGUCAGUGAAUCCACCAGCACAAAAGCCGCAGAGGAAGGGCAUGAGGAAAAGAAGGCAAUCCCUCCGGAACCGACGAAAAUCAAUCCAGAAGUGCAGCAAGAGAAGAAAGUUGUGCCACCUGAGCCAACUAAGCUCAAUCCGGAAGUCAAAUUAAAUGCUCCGUCGACUGUGGAAGAGCCCCAACAGCCUGAAGGGCCCGAAGAGGUUAAGAAGCAACCAGGAGUUGAGGAAGAAUCCAAUGAAAAUUUGAAGGAUUUGGAAAAUGAUCGGGAUGAUGAUAGUCCCAAUGAUUAUGACAAUUUCGAAGGUGCCGACGAUGGAACGUCUGUCAAGGGUGACCUUGGACAAUUAGACCCCAAGGAUUCGGAUAUCACCAUCGACAGGAGUGAUAUGAAGGAUAUUCCGUAUGUGAACAAAAUGGAAGUUGUGGAUAUGAAAAAGGAUCCAUUCCAUGAAGUUGAAGAAUCAAACUUCCUGACCUAUUUCAUGUGCAUGAUGAUUGUCUGCAUUCUUGCCUACGUGGUCUAUCACAAUAAGAGCAAGGUGCUGGCUCUGGUGCUGGAAGGUCGACGCUCGAGUCAGGGUCGUGGAAGGCGAAAACAUACGGCGGCAUAUCGAAAGUUGGAUUCAAAUCUUGAGGAAGCAAUUGCAUCUUCAGCCACCAGUCGCACGUCACAAAUCAUCUAUUAAAUCCCUCCCAGUAUCCCACCCUCAGGGAUCCCCCCAAACUGAUGCAAUUCGAAAUUCCUUUUUGCGCAAUUUUUUUUCAAGAAGCAAUCUUUGAAGUGAUCUUCACGAAACCCAAAACGCAAUCAUCUUCACGCGCCUAAAUAAUUUAAUUUUCCAUGGUAAAUUGCGCCUUGUGUAGUGAACUUUUUCUUCUCCCUCCUGGCUGCACAUCACACUGAGUGAGAGGAGAGGAAAUUUCUGUGUUUUUUUUUAGCUCAUCUCUAAGCGUCAAGCGAAAAAAAAUGGUAAAUAAAAGAGAUGAAUGUCGUUGAAUUUAUUGUACUGCGAAUCUUGUAAAGAUUACUGUCAUGUAAAUAAAAACAAAUUUAACGUACAA
This is a messenger RNA of Phlebotomus papatasi, 1855 nucleotides long. Its product is annotated as trans-Golgi network integral membrane protein 2-like. The transcript is spliced from 2 exons. The record is from RefSeq and is a predicted model, not a curated record. Bases 142 to 1479 code for a protein of 445 amino acids. NCBI's taxonomy places the organism in Eukaryota, Metazoa, Arthropoda, Insecta, Diptera, Psychodidae.